Ogataea angusta is the source of this 873-nucleotide messenger RNA. RefSeq lists its product as uncharacterized. Gene Ontology annotation, biological process: heme oxidation. NCBI's taxonomy places the organism in Eukaryota, Fungi, Ascomycota, Pichiomycetes, Pichiales, Pichiaceae. Gene Ontology annotation, molecular function: heme oxygenase (decyclizing) activity. The record is from RefSeq and is a predicted model, not a curated record. The transcript has a single exon. The coding region runs from base 1 to 873 and encodes 290 amino acids.
AUGCGCAGUGCUUUGUCAAACCAACAGCGUAAGGAAUUCAGCAUUCCAGCUAAAGAUGACUUGGGGGCAUUGGGAAACAGAAUCAAUGCUGAAACGAGACAAAUCCAUGAUCAGAUCGACUCGUUUGUGACAAUGAAAUUUGCUAUUGCAUUGAGAAACCAAAGGGUCUACAGACAGGGGCUGCAGGCCUUUUAUCAUAUCUUCCACCAUAUUGAGAUUGCUCUUGAACGUGAGAUGGAAAAAGAUCAUGAAUAUUCUCAGAUCAUCAAAGAUAUUUACAAGCCUGUUCUUUGCAGAACAGAGCCUCUCCGCAAAGAUCUGAUGUACUUCUACGAAGGACAACCACAGAAGUUUGAGAAUCCCGUCCUGCCCCUUCAAAUCGAGUACGCGCAAUACAUUCUCGAAAGCACCAAAGAAAAGCCUUACCUUCUUUUGGCGUAUAUGCAUGUGAUGUAUUUGGCAUUGUUUGCAGGUGUCAAAAUCCUGAACUCACAAGUGAUGAAAUCACUCAGAUUGUUUCCAAAGGUCAAAGGCAAAUCCCGUGAUGAUGCUUUGAAGAGAGGUACAAAUUUCUUCACGAUUGAUGUGCCUGAUACUGAGGAAUUGAGAGCUGUCUACAAAAGAGACUAUGAGUUGCAAACAAGAAACAACUUGUCGGAGGAUAUCAAAAGGGAAAUAAUUGAGGAGUCAAAGUACAUCUUUGAGAUGACAGGUAGGAUUAUAAAAGAGAUUGAAGCGCACAACAUGGCAAAGCUUCAAACAAGUGUGACCUAUCAGAUAAAGAACAGUGCCCAGUACGUGAUUACCGCUAUUUUGAUGCUUUCGGUUUGUUAUUUCGCUAAGAAUAUGGUCGCGCACAUCCUUCUUAAAUAA